Tachyglossus aculeatus (Australian echidna) is the source of this 4212-nucleotide messenger RNA. It is a transcript of the gene AGPAT4, whose product is annotated as 1-acylglycerol-3-phosphate O-acyltransferase 4. Bases 253 to 1386 code for a protein of 377 amino acids. Lineage: Eukaryota; Metazoa; Chordata; Mammalia; Monotremata; Tachyglossidae. The record is from RefSeq and is a predicted model, not a curated record. The transcript is spliced from 10 exons. Gene Ontology annotation, cellular component: mitochondrial outer membrane; endomembrane system. Gene Ontology annotation, molecular function: 1-acylglycerol-3-phosphate O-acyltransferase activity.
UAGUGGCAAUUUCUGAAUUUCAGCCUUUUCUUCCUUUCAGUUUCUGCUUCCUAAAUCCAUAUGCCAAGGUCUCCCAGACACGAGAUGGCACGUCACAAGCCUUCAGUCGUUCUGGAAUGCAGGAUGUGUGUGGGUAAUGGAGUGAUGUCAUAGGUACAUUCCAGCCUGACACCUUGACCACAGAGGAAGGCCAAAGAAGGCUUUUUCCUGAGUUCUCCAGAGGAGUAUUCUCCAGAGGUCAAUACAAAAAACAUGAACCUCAUUGGGUUUUUGAAGUCCCAGUUUCUGUGCCAUCUCCUCAUAUGCUACAUCUUCAUCGUCUCAGGACUCAUCAUCAACACAAUUCAGCUUUUUACCCUCAUACUCUGGCCCAUCAACAAGCAACUCUUCAGGAGAAUCAACUGCAGGCUGGCUUAUUGCAUUUCGAGCCAGUUGGUGAUGCUGUUGGAGUGGUGGUCCGGGACUGACUGCACCCUGUACACGAAUCACGAGGAUUACCACCGUUAUGGGAAGGAAAAUGCCAUCGUCAUCCUAAACCACAACUUUGAAAUUGACUUUCUCUGUGGCUGGAACUUUUGUGAACGAUUUGGAGUCUUAGGGAGUUCCAAAGUGCUUGCGAAGAAAGAGCUUUCCUAUGUCCCUCUGAUUGGCUGGAUGUGGUAUUUCCUGGAAAUUGUCUUCUGUACCCGCAAAUGGGACGAGGACCGGCGGACGGUCAUGAAAGCCUUGCUCAAUCUUCGGGAUUACCCCGAGAACUUCUGGUUCCUGAUUCAUUGCGAGGGCACAAGGUUCACAGAACAGAAACACCAGAUCAGUAUGCAGGUAGCUGAGGCUAAAGGUCUGCCUAAACUCAAAUAUCAUCUCCUGCCACGUACAAAGGGUUUUGCUGUCACUGUGAAGUGCUUGAGAAAUGUAGUUUCUGCUGUAUAUGACUCGACACUCAAUUUUAGAAACAAUGAGAAUCCAACUUUAUUGGGAGUCUUAAAUGGGAAGAAAUAUCACGCAGAUUUAUAUGUAAGAAGGAUUCCACUAGAAGAAGUCCCGGAGGAUGAAGAGGAGUGUUCUGUCUGGCUCCAUAAACUCUACCAAGAAAAGGAUGCCUUUCAGGAGCAAUACUAUCAGACAGGCACCUACCCGGGCACCGCCAUCGUGCCCCCCCGGCGGCCAUGGACGCUCUUGAAUUGGCUGUUGUGGGCCCUCUUGCUGCUCUACCCCUUAUUCCAGCUGCUCAUCAACAUGGUCAGCAGUGGGUCUUCACUGACUCUGGCCAGCUUUGCCCUGGUCAUCGUUGUGGCUUCCGUUGGGGUCCGAUGGAUGAUAGGUGUCACUGAAAUCAACAGAGGAUCUGCCUAUGGUAAGGACGACAGCAAGCCGAAACAGAAGUAGCUUCUCCAGGGACUGCUUACCACCAAAGGCAACGCGGGAAGAUGCUUGACCGCUUUGUCAUUCUCCUUCGUGGGACAGAAAUGGAGGUUUGGGGAGCAUCAUCCAGGAAAGAUUGAAACCCCUUCCCUCUCAAACGGGGGUGGUCUCAACUCUCAGACUGGACAGAAGAUAUACAUGUUAAAAAUCAUUUCCCGCAGUAUUAUUUCUGUUUUAUUUUUGUGUGUCUCCCCUUUGCCCCAACGCUUUGUGACAAAAAUAGGUAGGUGGUGGGGGGAGGGGGUUUCUUUUGUCCCUCCAUUUGGUGCUGUAUUUCCUGGAUUGCCUGUGGCCCAUUAGCAGGUAUGGAAUCAGAGUGCUCUCUCUACCUAAGUGUUCUCCUUCUAACAGCCCCUCAGGGGGAGCUUAGUCUGUUCCCGAUCUGCUCUCCCCAAACUGUUGACUGCCCUCUGACAGUGAGUGGUUUCACUUGAUUUUCUUGACAGCUAAUCCUUUCUUCAAGAGAAAGAACUAGUUCCUAACCACCAAAUGCUGUGUGGCUCUUGGCAAGCUCCCAGGUGUCACCAUCCUCUCAGCCCUUUGGAAAAGGCAGGGUGACAUUUGCCACCCCCAAGCUCCCUGGCAGCACUCUGUGGCGGCCCGUGUUUGGGCAGGGAGGGGCUGCUUGAUCAGUGACUAACCAGGUUGCUCCCCUGUUCUGAGUCUCUGCCCUGGCCCAGAAAACAGGCCAGGCCAGGCCUGUCUCCCACCAGGAGCCGGGCUUUGCGAUCAACCAAGAUUGGGGGAGAUGCGGUGUUCUCUCUUUGAAUACUUUCUGAUCUUUCUUUUUAUUCAUCUGCUCCUCCACAACAGCACACAUUUCUCUGGGGUAGGAAACACUAGCCUCCACUGCUCAGCGGGCAACACAUUUAAAGGCCAUAGACUCAGCAAGUGGCAGCAGCCCUUGUGGAAACUGUCUGAAAUCACUUUGCAGUCAGACAUACUGGAGCUGUUCCUUUCAUUCAAGCAGGUUCAGGUUGUUCAUUACCUCACUCAGCCCUCUCCUCCCCCACCCCCGAAUUGCCUUGCUUGGGGCCCUGGUCACUGGUUAAUCCGGCCAACGAGGUGAGAUGAGUACUUGCCACCAUUUGCCCAGAUGAGCCCUGACUCUCUGUCUCCCUCCCUCGAUGAACGGCAUUUAUUGAGUGUUAUGUGCAGAACACUGUACUAAGUGUGCCCUGUUCCCCCACUUUCUGGUUAAGACUUUAUUUCACACCCAUUAUGGUCCCAGCCUUGAAACUUUAAUCAUUCACCCCUUCACCCAGUCCUCGGAGGGGAAUGCCUCUCGUGAGGCCUGUGAUAGCAGGAGCCUGACCCUGAUCCUUGCCCUUUUGCCUGUAGGGUUUCUGAUGUUGGCUAAAGGACUACCCUAAUACUUUGCUUUAGCUAUGCUGGUGAGACCACUCCACUUCCUUCCUGAUGGGAGUGACAGAGAGAUAUCCAUCCCUUGACCUCUAAUAGCUUCCACUCAAGUGGUGAAAACACAGGAGCAACCAGCAAUUAUAUGCUGUGGCUCCAGGAACUCAGAAGUCUUUUUCCCCCCAGUCGUCUUCUGAGUGGUGGAUGAAAGUGGCAAGAGAACGAACAGCUAUUUUUGAAUCUGCCAUAGAGGUCACCGCUAACGCACCCGAGCGAAGGUGAUUCUGAGGUGUUGCACAGUAAGUGGAGGCUGGUUUCACAAACCAGUGAGGGUUUACCUGGAAAUGUGUCAUCUGCUUUAGCUGUGCCUCCAGUGGCUGCUGCUAACUUUCACCCCAUGAUCCUCAUUUGCCGAGUGCCUUAAUUCAGCGUAUUGAGUCUGGCACGCCAGUGUCCCAUGCCCAAUGACCUCUUCCUGGGCCUGGUUCUCUGCCGCUCAGCUGGCACUCCUUUCCAGAAACAAAUGAGAUUUCUGAAGUGCGUGUUACCACCCUGUUAUGCACUCACUCUUACCCCCAACUACAGACUGCCAGCUCAUCCCCGUACUUCCAUCCCAACAGUCUCGUCUGGUCUGGGCAUCCGGGAGGCUUGUAAUGUCUUGGAAAAAUAGAUCCAGGCUGGGGCAGGGUGUCAGGACCACUAGUGGUUCUCUUCUCUGCCAUCUCAGUGUGGCCAGGGUUCAGCACCUUGAAAACAAAGUGUGCAAGCUACCUGUGGUUUACAUAGAGGAAGGGUCCGUCUGGGAAGAUGUUUGAGGUGUGUUUUCGUUUUCUUUUUUUUCUUCCGGCGGUACCCUACUUUCUAGUUGAAGACACUAACUGUGGAUGAGAGCAGCGGAUGUGAGGGAAUGACCGGACUUUGGAACAGGUCAUUCCUCUGUUUCAGUCCAGAUACUUACAACUGAACAGUCCACUUGAGUUCUGGUCUCUCUUUGCCUAUGGGCUUCACCUCCUUCUCAUAGAAGUGGUUCUAAAUCACUUUCUGAAUGACCAAUUGGGGAGUAUCCAGGAGGGGCAAUUGCUUCCUCUGUCUCCCCAAACUGAUUGACACCUUGACCCUCCAGCUUUUCCUAGCACACAGAAUCGAGUUGGGAAAGGAUCUUACCAAAAUGCAAAAUUCUUCCGGUUGUCCAUCCUCAGUCUCCGUCCAUACUGUUAGCACGUUCAGCCUUAGUGUUUGCCCUCACACAACUGUGUUCUACAACUGCCUUAACAAAAGUAGUCUUAAAUUUGUUUACAUAAAAAUAAAUACAAAUGAAAAGCCAAAUUAUGGACAUUGUCUUGCUGUCUCUUAAGCUCUGCCUUUCCCAACCUCCACCACCCCACCACACACCAAGUUUACAAAAGCCUAGCUUUAAAAUUCAUCAUUGAC